AUGGAAAAUUCAUCCAUACCUGGUAUCCUAGAGAAGAUCACUGGGAAGGACAAAGACUAUAGAUAUAUGGCAACUUCAGACCUAUUAAACGAAUUAAACAAAGAGGGGUUUAAACUUGACAACGACCUUGAGUUGAGAUUGUCCAAUACUGUUCUACAACAGGUUGAUGGUGCAGCUUGUGACGUGUCUGGAUUGGAUGUUAAGUGUCUUGCUCCUCUGGUGCUUGCUUUGGAGUAUUUACAUUCCCUGCGUGUGGUUCACCGUGAUAUAAAACCGGAUAAUUUAUUGAUUUUAACUGAUUUUGGGCUGUCAAAGGUUGGUCUAAUUAACAGUAUAGACAAUUUAUCUGGUCCAGCAGUGAGUGGCACAUCACUAUUGGGUGAUAAUGAGACUCACUCAUCUCUCUCAUCUCCAUCUCCAUCUCUGUCUUCCACUGAGACUCAGCAAGAAAGACGCAAAAACCGCUCUGCUGUUGGAACUCCAUACUAUUUGGCAUCCGAGAUUCUUCUGGGAACUGGAAAUGAUUGGUGGUCUGUUGGUGUAAUACUAUUUGAGCUAAUUGUUGGCAUUCCUCCUUCCAAUGCAGAGCACCCUCAGAUGAUAUUUGACAACAUUCUCAACGGGUACAUACCUUGGUAUGCAGUGACAGAUGAAAUGAGCCCUGAUGCCCAGGAUCUCAUUCAUCAAUUACUGACAGAAGAUCCUAACCAGAGACUAGGAGCUAGGGGAGCAACCGAGGAAGCUGAAUAA
This is a messenger RNA of Lactuca sativa (garden lettuce), 750 nucleotides long. The record is from RefSeq and is a predicted model, not a curated record. NCBI's taxonomy places the organism in Eukaryota, Viridiplantae, Streptophyta, Magnoliopsida, Asterales, Asteraceae.